AUGUAUAAAUCACAACAGAAAAGGCAUCUGUAGGAGUCAAUUAAUAAAGUUAAUAAAGAAUCUGAAGCAGAAAUUUAAGUUGAUUAUGAUGAAUUCUUAGAAGUUACUCAUAAAGAUUUGCAGAACUUGGAAAUUAUUGAUUAUUAUUAAAUUGCUUUUGAAGUUUGGAAUAUUUUGGAAGAAAAUUUGAUUCCUUAAUAAUCGUAAAUCUCUUAAGAAUCUGUAGGAGUGCAUAAAUAACUUGAAAAUAUAUUUGAAACUAAUCUUUAGCUACCAAAUAAGAUAUUUAAGAAAAUAACAAUCUAAUAGGAAGAAAUAAUCUUAUUUGCUAAUGAUGCAUUAAAAGAAUACGAUCUUACAAUUUAUGAAUUUUAUUGUGAGUUUAUCAAUUAUUACCAAAUGAAAUAAAUCGAAAAACAGAAAAAUUUUGGAAAAUCAAUAGAUACUGAUCUUUUUAUGCAUGAUCUAUUAGAAUACUCAAUUAGAUUUGCAAAAAUAAUGAGUAAGAAUUAAAUGACAUAAGUUUAAUAUAAGUAGCAAGGAUUUUUAUAUUAAAAUGAGAGAACAGAAGACCAAUCGCUAAGUGAAUUUUUUAAUUAUGAUGAUUAAAACGGAGCUUAUAAAAAAGUUAUUAGAAGUUGCUCGCUUGUCUAAUAAAAAGGUGCUAAUUUUAAUUUACGAAUAUUAUAAUAGAAAUGUUGGCAAAAGAAGAGAAUCAAAAUUAGGAUUGCUUAGAGUUUCUCAAAAUUCUCAAGCAAAACUAUGCCUAGAAUUAUAAUUAAAUUAGAAAUUCAUCUCUUUUGUAAAAAAAAAAUAAUUAGAUGCUUUUGA
Messenger RNA from Paramecium pentaurelia, 831 nucleotides. The record is from the annotation of a GenBank genome assembly. NCBI's taxonomy places the organism in Eukaryota, Ciliophora, Oligohymenophorea, Peniculida, Parameciidae.